Grosmannia clavigera kw1407 is the source of this 2421-nucleotide messenger RNA. RefSeq names its product centromere kinetochore protein. The transcript is spliced from 7 exons. Lineage: Eukaryota; Fungi; Ascomycota; Sordariomycetes; Ophiostomatales; Ophiostomataceae. Gene Ontology annotation, cellular component: RZZ complex. Bases 1 to 2421 code for a protein of 806 amino acids. The record is from RefSeq and is a predicted model, not a curated record. Gene Ontology annotation, biological process: endoplasmic reticulum to Golgi vesicle-mediated transport; mitotic spindle assembly checkpoint signaling.
AUGGCCGUGCCGUCGGAUGUCGUCGGCCAGGCUCUGGUCGGCUUCUCUCUCAAUGGCCUCUUCCCAGAAGACGAUGUCUCCUCCAUUGCGCUCACGCCGGAGAGGCUUCCAGCAGCGAUCCAGGUCCUGACCGAGGCCAAGGCCAAACUCGAGGGCGAAAUUCACGAAAUCGUCCAAGAGACUGCCGACGACCUCCGUUCCUGGGUCACCAAUGCCAAGGCGCUCCAGGUCGACAUUGCACGCCGCAAACUACUCGCAGGCGACAUUCUCAUUCGCGCCGAUGCGCCCAAGACAGACGAGCAAGCCAUUGAGGAGGCCGAGGCCAGGGCGCUCUUCCUGACCAACGAACUCAACUACAAUCUGCAGGUCCGAUAUUUGCUUGAGGCCAUCCGCAGCGUGAACCAGCUGCUGGACCAGGUUGAGCAGGCGGCCGAAGAGCGCCGCAUCCUGGAUGCGCUACACCUGUUGGAGAAAUCAUGGACUGCGCUGGACGCCAUGCCUGUUAGCAAGACGUGUCGCGCCAUGCGGCUACUGGAUCUGCGGGCCUUUGAGCUCAAGUCGGACGUCCACAAGGUGUUCGACCACGUCUGGGGCGCCUUGGUGCACGUCGAUGCGGAGAACGGCACGCUGACCGUUCUCGAAACGCGACAAGACGAACCUAUGAGCCUCUCGAACGCGGUCAUCGGACUGAUGGCUUACAAGGAGGUCGACGGCCGCAUGACGCAGCUCUGGCACGAGCUGGACAAGGCUGUUGUUGCGCCACGAACCGACCUGUCGACGUCUUCACGGCCAGGUAUCUAUGUUGAUGACGUUGCACUGGGAAUUCGAGGACAGGCAGGCGAGGGUAUCGAGGCGUUAUUUACGGACUUGGAUCAGAUAUUCGCCUUCCUCGCACUCAGGCUGCCGUCUGACCUGGUUCAGUCCAUCUCCUCGGUGAUGAUGCCAGAGUUGGUGUCGCGCAUCGUGGAUGUCUGGCUGGCGUCUGCAGUACCGACAUCACUCGACAAGAUGGCUGCUUUUGAGGACACGAUCCGAGCGGCUGAGGCGUUUUGCUCGCGUCUUGCGAAGCUUCAGUACUCCGGCUUUGGAAGGCUUCAGGAAUGGAUCGAGAACGCGCCCCGUGUUUGGCUGUCAAAACGAAGAGAGACCGCUCUGGACUCGGUGCGCAAAAAGAUUGCCGGGGGGCUCGGCACACCUCACGAGGUGGAGAGGGUGGAGAAGCAGAUGGUGUCGCGAUCGGAAGGUAAGGAGCUGGCAGCAAACGGGCCCUCUACGGCGACAGACCAAGCGGCCGACUGGGACGCGGCAUGGACGGACGACGAAGAAGAAACACAGGAUUCAGAGCCGAAGACGCAGGCAGGCAGCUCCGCGGACGACGGGGCCGAUGCAUGGGGUGCCUGGGGUGAUGACGAUGAGGCUGUCGAGGCUCCCGAAGCCGACGCAGCUCCCGAGUUAGAGACAGAGACACACGAUGAUGAAGACGAUGCAGCCGAUGCGUGGGGCUGGGGUGAGGAGGACACCAAUGUGGAGGAAACGGAGGUGCAGCAGCAGCCAGCAGUGGCCGAACAGAUGUCGGCAGCGACAACGGCAGCGACAGAACCGACAACACGGGAAUUGAUCAUGAAGGAAAAGUAUCACAUAACAGCCAUGCCGGAACCAGUGCUGGCCAUGAUCACAUCGAUCCUAGAGGACGGGGCUGUGCUGCUGUCCGAAGGUCCUGUUGCAACGGCUGCAGCCGGUCUCUUCAGCCUUCCGACCAUGGCGCUGGCCAUGUUCCGAGCCGUCUCGCCCUUCUACUAUGCCCUGGACGUGGGUGGAAGCAUGUACCUAUACAACGACGCGAUGUAUCUGGCGGAGAAGCUGGGCGAGCUGGCGACGGCGUGGAAGAUGCGGCCGGACCUGGACGGACGAGCGCAGGCGAUGCUGCGGCUGGACGGCGAGGUGGCCAAGCUGCAGGCGUUUGCGAGCCGGGCGUACGGGCGGGAGCUUGCGAUCCAGAAGACAGUGCUGCGGGAUCUGCUGGGCGGCGAUCAGAACGCUGUGGCUGCUCUCGUCGAGGCCGUGGCGGCCAAGCUGAUCGCGGACGUGCUGGACAUGACGGCCAUCAGCCAGGACGAGGCCUUUAGCCUGGCCAGCCUGAUGGCCCGGGUGACCGAGUUGGACGACCUCUUUGGGGGCGAGCCCACAUCCACCCCCCUCACGGCUCAAUACGUCCCGUCGUGGCUUCGGAUGCAGUACCUGUCCGAGGUCCUGCAGUCAAACCUGCCCGAGGUCCGCUACCUCUGGAUGGACAGCGAGCUCAGCCUGUACUUCUCGGCCGACGAGGUCGUCGACCUGGUCCGGCUCAGCUUCGAGGACAACGCCAAGGCGCGCGAGGUGGUGCGCGAGAUUGCGCAGAACCCGCAUCCGGUGGAGGUGUAG